Molecule: messenger RNA, 1480 nt
Organism: Orcinus orca (killer whale)
Lineage: Eukaryota; Metazoa; Chordata; Mammalia; Artiodactyla; Delphinidae
Product: nucleosome assembly protein 1-like 1
Exons: 1
Coding region: 124-1299 (391 amino acids)
Biological process (GO): nucleosome assembly
Cellular component (GO): chromatin; nucleus
Molecular function (GO): histone binding; chromatin binding
Source: RefSeq, a predicted model, not a curated record
UUUAGCGCCAUCUGCUCGCCGCGCCGCCUUCUGCUCCUCCCGCCGCCGCCCUGAGUCACUGCCUGCGCAGCUCCGGCCGCCUGGCUCCCCGUGCUACCCACCGAUAUUUGGCGUUCAUACAACAUGGCAGACAUCGACAACAAAGAACAGUCUGAACUUGAUCAAGAUUUGGAUGAUGUUGAAGAAGUAGAAGAAGAAGAAACUGGUGAAGAAACAAAAAUCAAAGCGCGUCAGCUGACUGUUCAGAUGAUGCAAAAUCCUCAGAUUCUUGCAGCCCUUCAAGAAAGACUUGAUGGUCUGGUAGAAACACCAACAGGAUACAUUGAAAGCUUGCCUAGGGUAGUUAAAAGACGCGUGAAUGCUCUCAAAAACCUUCAAGUUAAAUGUGCACAGAUAGAAGCCAAGUUCUAUGAGGAAGUUCAUGAUCUUGAAAGAAAGUAUGCUGUUCUCUAUCAACCUCUAUUUGAUAAGCGAUUUGAGAUCAUUAAUGCCAUUUAUGAACCUACAGAAGAAGAAUGUGAAUGGAAACCAGAUGAGGAAGAUGAAAUUUCGGAGGAGCUAAAAGAAAAGGCCAAGAUUGAAGAUGAGAAAAAGGAUGAAGAAAAAGAAGACCCCAAAGGAAUUCCUGAAUUUUGGUUGACCGUUUUUAAGAAUGUUGACUUGCUCAGUGAUAUGGUUCAGGAACAUGAUGAACCUAUUCUGAAGCACUUGAAAGAUAUUAAAGUGAAGUUCUCAGAUGCUGGUCAGCCUAUGAGUUUUGUCUUAGAAUUUCACUUUGAACCCAAUGAAUAUUUCACAAAUGAAGUAUUGACAAAGACAUAUAGGAUGAGGUCAGAACCAGAUGAUUCUGAUCCUUUUUCUUUUGAUGGACCAGAAAUUAUGGGUUGUACAGGGUGCCAGAUAGAUUGGAAAAAAGGGAAGAAUGUCACUUUGAAAACCAUUAAGAAGAAGCAGAAACACAAGGGACGUGGGACAGUUCGUACUGUGACCAAAACAGUUUCUAAUGACUCUUUCUUUAAUUUUUUUGCCCCUCCUGAAGUUCCUGAGAGUGGAGAUCUGGAUGAUGAUGCUGAAGCUAUCCUUGCUGCGGACUUUGAAAUUGGUCACUUUUUACGUGAGCGCAUAAUCCCAAGAUCAGUGUUAUACUUUACUGGAGAAGCUAUUGAAGAUGAUGAUGAUGAUUAUGAUGAAGAAGGUGAAGAAGCGGAUGAGGAAGGGGAAGAAGAAGGAGAUGAGGAAAAUGAUCCAGACUAUGACCCAAAGAAGGAUCAAAACCCAGCAGAGUGCAAGCAGCAGUGAAGCAGGAUGUAUGUGGCCUUGAGGAUAACCUGCACUGGUCUACCUUCUGCUUCCCUGGAAAGGAUGAAUUUACAUCAUUUGACAAGCCUAUUUCAAGUUUUUUGUUGUUUGUUUGCUCGUUUUUGUUUUUGCAGCCUAAAAUAAAAAUGUCAAAUAUAAAAAAAAAAAAAAAAAAAAAGAA